UAUUAAAAUGUUGGGCGGUAUAUGCAACUAUACAACACACACACAUCAUGAGUGGGAGCCGCUACUCUGGCCGUUUAGUGAGAGCGUCUUGAGUUAUGACAAGAAUAUGGAGGGUGGGUCUAAUGCAAAUUGCUUCGUGUACAUUUGGAAAAGAGCGUGUCAUUAGCAACUUUAGGGAGAUUUCAACGAGGGUCGAUCCCUCACGGGCUUCCGUAUGUAGCUCCGGCUGAGGCGAGGUAAAUCCGAAAGUCAGCUAUCCCCCGACUAGGCCCCGCCCCCAUCUCAGCUAGCCACGCCUCGGUUGGAAUGUUGCGCUCCGGCGGGUUUGGUCCAUUGAGAAAGUAGCUAUGAUCCCGGCUGCCUGAGGUUUGGGAGCGAGCGGCUACGGGUCGCUGUUAUUGUCUGGUACCGACACGAACACUUGCUGCCAGACAGCCUUGUUACCGCUGCACUGGGGAAAGCCCUGAAAUCACCCGUCUGCACCCACAGGAAUAGCCCGGCUGGAGCGCACAGGGUGGGGACUCAUUCUCAGCACUAGCACUCGUACAUUAUCAGCUCGCAGCAGUCUCUCGAUCCCUGGCAGCUUGGGGCAGCGCAUCGUACUCAGGACUGCGGGGGGAUCUCCACCAUCGCAUCUUUACCUCUCCGCACUCUAUAAGGAUCCUUCUCGUUGCUUCAACCCCGUGUGCCGACUCGUGUGUAACCCAAGGGCUGACGGCCAAUGUGGGCAUGUGGGCAGCUUGAACCUGCCUGGUCCUCCAGCCCCACCCCCUGCCCGGCCACCCUGACUGCCCAGCGCACAGACAUGUCCAGAAGGAAACAGAGCAAUCCCAGACAGAUCAAACGUUCCCUUGGAGACAUGGAAGGCACAGAAGCAAAGUUUAUAGAGGAGCCAAAUCAUUCUGACAAAGAUGGAGCCUACUCAGAUCAGGAUGGGUCAGUGGAUUGUGAUUCUCCUAGCCCUGUCAACAGUGACAGCAAUGAAGAAAAUGGAUGUAAUUCUGUGACUCAGUCUUUGGAGCAAGAAAGUGAAGAAGCGGCCUCAAAACCUUCCGUUGAACUUGGUCAGAUCACAAAAUCUCCCUGUACUUCAGAGGGGGAGUUAAGAGAAGAUGAAGAAAACAUUCAGGAGUCUAGAAGCCCAUCCAGUACUGAAGAUGCUGAAGAACCACAAAUAUGGAAUGGGCCAGAUGAGCUGGAAUUGGAAAUUUCUUCUACAGAUGGAGUUGGACAUAUUCGUGCCAGAAGUCAGCUGCACAAAGGCUUCUCUUGGGGACCCUACAAAGGGAACUUCACCGGCUCCUCGUCUUCGCCUAGCCCAGCUGACUUGAGCAUCUCCCUUUCAUUGGAUGUAGAUGAUGAUUGCUGGCUGAAGUAUAUGACAUUAGUCUCCUGUGAAGCUGAAGCUAAUGCUGUUCUCUACCGGAAAGGGGACCAAAUCUGGUGCAAAACAUCACAAACAGUGGAACAAGGUGAAGUUAUCCAAGCUUUCUUAAUGGCUGAGCCCCAGGCCAUUCCCAACUACACAAUAAAAGAAGAGCCAGGAGAGACUUCUCAGUGUACUUCUACUUUACCAGAGUUCCAACUGCUCCCCCAGCAGGCCGGCAUGGCUGCCAUCCUUGCCACAGCUGUUGUCAACAAGGAUGUAUUUCCUUGUAAGGACUGUGGAAUCUGGUACCGCAGUGAGAGAAACCUCCAGGCACAUCUCAUGUAUUACUGUGCCAGCCGCCAAAGUUCUACAUCCCCAUCUAUGGAAGAGAAACCUAAGGAUUCCUACCCCAAUGAGAGAAUCUGCCCUUUUCCGCAAUGCAAAAAGAGUUGCCCUAGUUCCAGCUCACUGGAGAUUCAUAUGAGAAGUCAUAGUGGCGAGAGACCGUUUGUAUGCCUGAUCUGUCUGUCUGCCUUUACUACCAAAGCCAACUGUGAGCGCCAUCUUAAAGUUCACACAGACACUCUGAAUGGUGUGUGCCAUGGCUGUGGAUUCAUCUCAACCACAAGAGAUAUCCUUUACAGUCAUCUAGUGACCAAUCACAUGAUCUGCCAACCAGGAUCCAAGGUUGAUGUUUACCCUGUUGUAAAAGCAGUACCUACAGUCAACUCAGCAAACCCAGUUGUGAACCAAAUAGCCUCUAUCAAUCUUCUGAAAUGUGACUUGUGUGGAUUUCUGGCAGAUGGACUUCCAAGCCUUCAGCAACAUGCACUUCUGCACACUACAAAUUUUGUGCCUGUUGCCACUCACUCUGUCAAAUCCUCCCCUGAAAAUCAAAAGGAAAAACUAGACCUUAAAGGGCAAGAAAAUGGAGAUGCCAAGUCACCGAUCUCAUCGUCUUCUGCUAGUGAAGAGCCCCCUCUAAAAAUCAACAUAAAACUGGAGCCAGAAGGGCAAUACAGCAUCAGUGAAGCAGGAAGUACCAUUUGUGAGACAAAAGAUGGAGUAGCAUUAGUGCAAUCACCAGCCAUAAAGGUAAAGACUGAAAUGUCUAGUCCUACUCCUGGGUCAAGCCCUGUUCCUAAUGAGACAGCUGCAACUGGUGGGGGAAGAGUAAUUAUCCCAAACUAUGUAUUUGGGCAAGAGGCUACUGCAGCUAUAGUCCCUCAGGCAUCUGAGAUUCUUGCCAAAAUGUCCGAGUUAGUACACAGUCGUUUAAAACAGGGCCAGGCAGUUACUCCAGCAGGGUUUUCAGGGUCUGCUGCGCCAAAAGGUGCUACGUGUUUUGAGUGUGAAAUUACCUUUAAUAAUAUUAACAACUACUAUGUACAUAAAAGAUUGUAUUGCUCUGGAAGGCAUGUUUCAGAUGAAAGUUCUAGUGGUGCCCGUAAGGUCAAGGCUUUACCAGCUAGAACAUCGUUAGCAUCCUCUACUGAACAAGAAGCAUCACCACCACAAGAAGAUGCAGGAGGAGAGAGCAGUGCGCCAGUAGUUACAGUGAAACUAGAGGAGAACUCUGGCAUGGAUUGUGAAGGAGCAGGAAGUGAUCAUGUGAGUGAGGGCAGUCAGAGCCCCAGCUCCUUAGACGAUCCAGACGAAGACCCAAACCGGACAGUUUGCGAGGCAUGCAACAUCCGUUUUAGUCGCCAUGAGACAUAUGUAGUGCACAAACGGCACUACUGUGCAUCACGACAUGACCCACCAUUGCGUCGUAGUGGAGUAAACAAACUUGGGCCUCCGUAUGCCACUCAGCCAACUCCACGCACACGGAAACGGCGUAAGUUAUAUGAAAUUCAUGGUGUUGCUCCAACAGAAUCCACCCUUUCCUCACCACAUCCACUGGGAAGGGUAGAAGCUAUGGCACUGAUGCCAGGUCUGAUACCUGCACCUGCUAUGCCUUCCCCAAGUUCUAGUCCAGAUGCUGCUGAUGGGCCAAUAGAUCUAAGCAAGAAACCCCGCUUGGUGGCAGAAGUACCAGCUCCAUCUGCAGCUGCCACUGUGGCACAACUUGCUGACUACCAUGAAUGCACUGCAUGUCGCAUUAGUUUUAACAGCUUGGAAAAUUACCUCGCUCACAAAAAGUUUUCCUGCCCUACUGCACCUCUACAGCAAAAAGCUAUUCAGCAACUUCAGAAAAUUAAAUCUCCUUCAUCUGCUACUGGGAAGCCUGUAGAUUAUACUGUGAAGGUAAAAGUGGAAAGCAGGGCAGCUCUGAGUCCAGGAUCUGUUGGUGAGACCAUUCAGCCUCUUGCUUUGCCACUCUCUACUAUCUCAGACCCCAAACAACUGAAGCAGUACUCCGCUGUCACAGAAACAUCCCCAUCUGCAACAACUUGUCCUUAUUGUCCUCAUAAUGUGAUAAUACGAGGUGACCUGCUUGAACAUUUUAGAAGUGUCCAUGGUCUCAUACUGGCAAAGCCAACAGCAGGGCACAGAUUACAAACCACUUUUAUGGAGGUGCUGGUGCCUGCUCGUGGACAAACAAGCAGUGCAUCAGAAAACAGCCUGCCAAGUCCACCAGCAUCAUCUGCUUCACCCCUUCAGCUGCCAGGUCUAAGGAGGGAGAAUUCUAACUACAAAGAUACUGCCUCCUCCUCCUCUUCUUCUUCUUCAGCUAAUGGUAGCCCAGUAUUGACAAGCACUCCCAGGCCUCUUAUGCCAACUUCUCCUGCCCUUCCUUCAAAUUCUCUACCAUUGACUGAAAGCCGAAGAGAAGAUGGACUUAGGGUUCUAAGUCAAGUUUUACUUCCUGGGGAGAAAGCAAUGCAGCCCCCCAAGCUCAGUUUGACUUCUCCGGUGCCCAAUGGGAACCACAGGUACUGUCGCCUUUGUAACAUCAAGUUCAGCAGUCUGUCUACAUUCAUCGCUCACAAAAAAUAUUAUUGCUCCUCCCACGCUGCAGAACAUGUGAAAUAACAGAGGCUUACCCAGUAAGAAAAUGGCUGGUUAUAAUGAGCUACACAAAUUUGGAAUGAGUACAGUUUUUAGUGUGGUCCAUGCCUUAUUGUCGGCAUCAAUUCAAAGAACAGAUGUUAAAAUAGAAGGCCCUAUGUUGAACGGACCUUCGUCUUUGAAAAGGCACUUGGUCCAGUGGAGUGGCAGUAUAGUGAAGCCACCUAUUUUAUAGACACUGAGCAAGCUUACUCUUGAAGUGGAUCUCUGUUCUCACAUCCAUAGGGUGUGACUUUUUGGAACCAUUAACUAACCACAAAAAGGUGCAAUGGUUUCUACAUAGUUUAAUCCUUCCCUCAAAGCAAAGGGGUUAUGUUUCAGUUGCAUCAGAACUUGCACUGCUUCUCCGCUCGUUGCAAAACACAAAAUGAACAUUUUAAAUAUGUUAUUUUGUACCUGCCUCCAAUUUGUUAAGCACAAGAGGGGGGAAAAAAACUGUUACAAAGGACAUAUUAAAAUGAAGGCACACGUGUCUUUGUUACAGGGUUGGGACGGGAAUAUCUGUUUUUCUAGUAAGUUAUUUUUGAGACGUAUUUAAAAGAAAUUUUAAAGAAAAAAAUUCUAAAGUGUUUUUAUAAUGUAAGCUCUUUUCCGAUAUUCAGAAUCAUGGGGUAUUUCUCCAGCAACGUUAUCUUUUUUCUAAGGCAACGUCAUGGUAUAACUGUCAGGUCCUUGUAUUAAUACUGGGAUAUUUUAUUAUUAUUAUUAGUAAUACAAGCAACUCUGCCUCUUGGCCAGCAGUCUGAAGUCUCUGAUAAUAAGUUCUCCUCUUCUAAUGGGUAUCCACUCUUGAAUUUCUCAGGUUCCCAUCUUAAAGAAGCAGGGGUCUUGUAUUACUCUGAGAAUUCACUGUGUAAAAUUUCCUGUAAAAAUGUGGCUAAUAAUGAUGGGGGCUUGAAGGGAGGGAACCAUGGAAACUCACACGCCACCUUUUUAUUAAUAAAGCCAUAACUACUGUUACCUGUCGAGAUUUUUUUACAGUGGAAGGGACUGCGUUGUAGGUUCAAUGCUACUUUGUUAGCAUUAUAUAAAAAAGAAUUUUACAUUGCUAUUUUUAUACAUCUGUAGAUCAGACGUUCAAGAAUAUGGCCAGACAGAAGAACUGAUAUUCUCAGAUGAUACGGUUUUAGUGUAUUGGAAACAGCACAGAGCAUGCCCAGAAAGUACUGGAAUUCACCGAGAGGGCUAUAUUGCUAAACAUUUAGUAGGAUAUUACCGUGUCUCUAAACACGGUUCACCUAUUGCAGAUGGCUUCACAGGUGAAUGUGACAGAUUUUUUUAAAUUCACAUACCUUUCUGCAUUCAUAAAAUGCACUGGCACAAAAAGGAAAGAGGGGUUUAAAGCACUAUUCAGAACAGGAGAGUAAUAUCUACUUUGCUUCUGAUCCCAGGGCCGUUAAUGGGUUUUUUUUUUUUAAGGUAUUUUUACAUGGCAUUAUAUGAUGACCAAAACUGGAAAACAAAAUGUGUUAAAAUAGUCCAUAAAAGUAUAUUUAUAUAUUAAUAUAGAUACCAAGAGCACUGAUUUACAAAGCAAAACACACAUUUCUGGUGACUAACGGUGUGUAUAAAUCUGUACAUAAAUAAAAAAACCUGUGUA
This is a messenger RNA of Xenopus laevis (African clawed frog), 5981 nucleotides long. It is a transcript of the gene zfpm1.S, whose product is annotated as zinc finger protein, FOG family member 1 S homeolog. Lineage: Eukaryota; Metazoa; Chordata; Amphibia; Anura; Pipidae. The transcript is spliced from 11 exons. The record is from RefSeq and is a predicted model, not a curated record. Gene Ontology annotation, biological process: positive regulation of transcription by RNA polymerase II; immune system process; cell differentiation. Gene Ontology annotation, molecular function: RNA polymerase II-specific DNA-binding transcription factor binding. Gene Ontology annotation, cellular component: nucleus. The coding region runs from base 722 to 4345 and encodes 1207 amino acids.